Salvia hispanica is the source of this 894-nucleotide messenger RNA. RefSeq lists its product as uncharacterized. NCBI's taxonomy places the organism in Eukaryota, Viridiplantae, Streptophyta, Magnoliopsida, Lamiales, Lamiaceae. The record is from RefSeq and is a predicted model, not a curated record.
UCUCUAUUUUUGAUGAAAGAUUCAAUGACGUGUAUGAGGCUAUUUUUGUUGUUGUUGGUUUGUCUGGCAAGUGUGGAGCGGUUGAAGGCUUCUAAUGCCAAGGAUCAGGAUUGCUCUUGGACUGCUUGGGCUCUCAACAAAUUAUCCGAAGGGAUCGGGCUGGUGAAGACCAAGAAUGUGGCUCAAAUUGUCGUGGAGAAAACAACGGAUGCUGCAUCAAGGUCCACCGACGCACUCAGCUCCGCAGCAUACGAGACGUCCAAGUAUGCUUCCGACGUAGCGGGCAGCACCUCAGAUACAGUCGGCAGUGCCAAGGAAUGGGGUUUGCCUUCUGGUGCAAAUGAGGAGCAGAACAACAAUGCCUAUGAAUCUGCUUCAGGGCAAGCACACAGAUUAUUGAAAACAGCAAGUGAUAAAGAUGCAUAUAACAAAGUUGCCUGCGAUUCGGCUUUAGAUUUGGCCGGGGAUGCAAAACAUAAGACGUACAAAGCCUACGCAUCAGGCUCAGAUAAGGCCAAAGAGAGAGCUUCUGAUGCGUAUAACAAAGCUUCCCAGAGUUAUGGAGAUGCCAAGUCGAAGCUCGAAGACGCAUACACAUCGGCUAAGGCUUCGAUGUCCGAGCAGGAUAAGAAGAGGUACGAGGAAGCUAAAGAAAAGGCUUCGCAAGCUGCUGGCGAUUUCGGAGAUAAGAUGAGAGGAGUAAGCACCGCAGAUAUGUGAACUGUCAUGAUUUCCGCAAGUUGAUAUAUACAGAGUAGUAUUUGGUUUAGGUAGCUACGCAUAUACGCAUAUACGCCUAAUUCUACGGCUUUAGUAGAAUUAUCAAAGGUUUAUAGUUCAAUUUUGUCUACUUUGACACUAUAACUAAUACGUAGUAUCAGUUUUACAUCCUUA